UUUUGGCCGAGAGUGUAUAUAGCGAGAGGAAGGGUCUGAACUCUAAUGGUAUAUCGGAAUGGCCACUCUCAGUUCCGCGGCGCACGUUAGCAGGAGUCCUUUUGUACCUUCUACUUUCUCUUCCUUAUUACUCUCCUCCUCAAAUCGGAAAGCAAGCAAGCUCUGUGGAGCAAGGUGCGCACUGUCACCCCCAAAAUGGCGGGAAAGCAGGCGAUUGGUGUCCAUCUCUCUCCUCUUCUCCUGCUUCUUCUAUGCCCCUAAUCGUGCGAUGGCUAGCAGCCUUUUUGACAGGUAUGUGAAAAGGAAAAAACUUGAUCCUCUGGAGUCCUAUAUACCUGCGGUUAUAUUGACUCAAUUGCAGAUUAAAGACCUGGAGAAAACUUUGGAGGUCGAUCAACCCCGGUAUGAUAACUGCCGAUCUCUACUACGUUAUGGUCCAGCUGCUUCCUUACGUGUAAAUAUUCGAGCAGUUGCACAAUAUGCAUCAGAUGCUGGAAAUGGAAAAACUGCUUUUAGUGAUGUUGAUGAAUGUCUGAGAGCCUUGGAAGAACUCGAUUCCCUGUUUCUGCAUGCAUCAAGGAAGGAUCCAGAUGCCUCAGUAGGCGCCAUGAAAGCGAAAAUUGCGACAGCCAUAAGUGCGUUAGACAGCCUUCUACAGACUAUACCCUCCGAUGUGCUAGAUAAAGGGAAAGCAAUAGCUGACAUGUAUAGAACCACAGAAGAUGUAAAAGCUGAGAUAUCGGACCCAGAAAUAAAGCAGUUGGAAUCAAUACUCUGACUUCAGUAUUUCUCAAUUCGAUCUGCAUGCCUUGCGCUGAGCUGAUAUAAAUUGUGUUCAUUUCUAUAACAUUAAACCAUUAGAAUAUACAAUCAUUAUAAUCCAAUAUCAAGGUCAAAUUACAUGA
This is a messenger RNA of Carica papaya (papaya), 905 nucleotides long. RefSeq lists its product as uncharacterized. NCBI's taxonomy places the organism in Eukaryota, Viridiplantae, Streptophyta, Magnoliopsida, Brassicales, Caricaceae. The record is from RefSeq and is a predicted model, not a curated record.